AUGCAGAGCACCCUACCAGCGACCAUGUCGCUAAACCGAGCAGCUCUAGAUGAAUUUGUUCAUCAGCGAGUGUCUUGUGAGAUGAUCUCAUAUCUUGCUCAACAAGCUUCACAGGUCAUCAGGUGUGAGGCCCAUGUGAUCAACGCAGUCAGCCAACAUGGUCAACCAACUCCCCCGGCCACCCCUCCUAUGGACCCAGAAGACAACCUUCCCGCCCUGCCUUCAACAGAAGCUUUUAUUGCAUCCCUGGUCGCUCGCUCUCAGGUUCAGGUGCCCACUCUCAUGAGUUCCCUCGUGUACCUCGGCCGUCUCCGUGCCCGUCUCCCUCCCGUCGCCAAGGGCAUGCGAUGCACUGUGCACCGGAUCUUCCUCGCCUCUUUGAUCCUCGCUGCAAAGAACCUAAAUGACUCGAGUCCCAAGAACAAGCACUGGGCACGGUAUACAUCGGUGAAGGGAUUUGAGGGUUUUGGUUUCUCACUUCCUGAGGUGAACUUGAUGGAACGUCAGCUGCUGUUCCUGCUGGAUUGGGAUACCCGCGUGACCGAGGAGGAUCUGCUCACCUACCUGGAGCCUUUCCUUGCACCUAUUCGCGAACGUCUUGAAAUUCAACAACGCCAACAGGAAGCCGAGGAGGAGCACAAGCGCAAGCAACAGGCGCAUCGGGAAUGGUAUGCGCGUCGUCUGCAUGCUUCGGCGGAUCUGCUGGCCAGCCGCCUGCGUCGUCAGAAACUGGAAGCUCGAGUAGAUGGUCGUCGGGUCGCGGAUCACUCUCUUCGCCGCCUCCCAACUCAUGCCUCUUGUCCCAGUAUGCACAACAAUCAAUCUCCCCAAGCCCUUGCGGAGACCGAUCGUUACAACCCUUACAACCGCCACCGCACAUCUCCACACCGACCCACUCGCUCUAUUUCACCUCCAUCCAUUCGGGACGUUCCAGGUCUUUCCCACGCCGAGACAUUCAACUCCCUCUGCUCUCGCUCAUCUAGCAUUGCUCCAAGCUCCCGAGGCACCCCAGGUAGCCUCAGCACUGUAUCAUCUCACAGCAACGAUGAGGUCAUGGUGAAUGACCCCAACUCCAGUCCUUCAGUGUCUUUGACAUACAGCUACGUCAACGUCGCAGCAUUGGACACCAAGCAACAUUUCGAGCCAAUCCGCCAACCAAGCAAGAAGAUGAAGGUGCACGGUCACUCAGGUGGUGGCUUUGUCGCUCGAUUCCUUGCCUCGGCAACCGGUUCCUACAUGGGUGGACGUAUUGGUCGGCCUCACUAG
This is a messenger RNA of Penicillium malachiteum, 1266 nucleotides long. RefSeq names its product cyclin family protein. NCBI's taxonomy places the organism in Eukaryota, Fungi, Ascomycota, Eurotiomycetes, Eurotiales, Aspergillaceae. Gene Ontology annotation, molecular function: cyclin-dependent protein serine/threonine kinase regulator activity; protein kinase binding. The record is from RefSeq and is a predicted model, not a curated record. The coding region runs from base 1 to 1266 and encodes 421 amino acids. Gene Ontology annotation, biological process: regulation of cyclin-dependent protein serine/threonine kinase activity. Gene Ontology annotation, cellular component: cyclin-dependent protein kinase holoenzyme complex; nucleus. The transcript is spliced from 2 exons.